This is a messenger RNA of Metarhizium robertsii ARSEF 23, 885 nucleotides long. Its product is annotated as cell wall galactomannoprotein Mp2/allergen F17-like protein. The transcript has a single exon. Gene Ontology annotation, cellular component: extracellular region. The coding region runs from base 1 to 885 and encodes 294 amino acids. Lineage: Eukaryota; Fungi; Ascomycota; Sordariomycetes; Hypocreales; Clavicipitaceae. The record is from RefSeq and is a predicted model, not a curated record.
AUGAAGUUCCUCGCCCUGACUACCCUGGCCUCCGGCGCCUACGCCGGCGUCCUCGUCCAGCGUGACCUGGCCACCAUCCAAGCGGCCAUGACGUCUGCCGGCCAGGGCAUCGACGGCUUGGGCACCGCCAUCAAGGGCUUCUCCGGCGACCCGGCCCCCGUCCUGGCCGCUUCAAACACGCUCAUCCAGGCGCUCAAGGACGGCAAGGCCAAGGUCGACCCUUCGAGCGACCUGACUCUGGCUGAUGCGCUUGGCCUCCAGGCCCCGGCCGGCGAGCUGCAGAAGAAGGGCGACGCCCUCCUGGCCGAUCUCAAGACUGCCGUGCCUACCAUCGAAAAGGCCGGCAUGUGCGAGGUCACCUUCACCCAGACCAGUGACAUCAACACGGCCGCCAAGGCCCUGAUCGACAGCGUCGUGUCCAAGGUCCCUUCGGCCGCUCAGGGCAUUGCCCAGGGCAUCGUGGCCGGUCUCCUCAAGGACCUCCAGGAUGCUCAGGAUGCCGUCGGCCCGGCCAACUGCAAGAACUCGGCCACGCCUCCCGCGAGCUCCUCUGCUGCUCCUCCCGCGACGUCUGCCGCCCCCCCGGCGACGUCUGAAGCUCCUCCUGCGACGACGCAAGCUCCUCCAUCUUCGUCUGCCGCUCCUCCCGCGACAACGGAAGCUCCCCCGGCCACGACGGAAGCUCCUCCCGCAACGACGGGAGCUCCUCCGGUGACGAGUGCUGCUCCCCCGGCCAGUGAUACCUGCCCGGCUGCUUCUACCGUCACCGUCACCGCCAUCGACAGCAAGCACUGCACGCCUACUCCCACCUGCACCAAGAAGCCUCCCGUCACCGUCACCACCACCAAGAAGGCCUGCCCGACCAAGACCAAGCUGCCGUGGUAA